This is a messenger RNA of Phragmites australis (common reed), 1450 nucleotides long. RefSeq lists its product as uncharacterized. The coding region runs from base 779 to 1108 and encodes 109 amino acids. The record is from RefSeq and is a predicted model, not a curated record. Lineage: Eukaryota; Viridiplantae; Streptophyta; Magnoliopsida; Poales; Poaceae. The transcript has 8 exons.
CUCUGUUUCCGUUUGCAUUUUGGCCUGAUUUUUCUGCGAUUGUUGGGUUGGGUGCUUACUGAUUUGUUGCGACAAAUGGGUCUGAUUCGUGGACGGAUUCUUGGAAUCUUGGUGCGAUUCGGAGGAGAAGAGUGGUGCCCGUGGUUGCUCGUGCUCAUCUUUGGUGUGGCGCAGCUUAGGCUGGAACUCAGUGGGAGAAAAGGAAUGUGGAAUUUAAGUAAUGCAUGAUAUGUUGUCGAAGUUGGAAUGAAUUUUGCUUGGAGUUUAGCGGCUAUUUUCAGAAAAUGCUGAUUUUUGUCAGUGAAGACCUGUUACCAAAUUAGGAUUAUGCAGCAGGGUCAUACUAGAGCAAUAGUCAGCACAUAUUGGAUCUGCAUUAUGUGGUUCAUAUCUCCACUAUGGCGAAUGGGUUACUGCCUAAAACCUCAUCCAACAGCCAAGCUUCAGGUCCUGCUGCACUGCAAUUUUGUCGCUCUUAUGAAUAAAAAAGAGGUGUAUUGGAAAUAGCAUGGAAUAAGAAACAAAUGUGAUGUGCGAUGGAUGUCUGAAGCAUGGAAAGUUAAACUAUCUCACUCGGCUAAACGGUUUCAUUAGCACACUAAAUAGCUGACCUGUUUGCAUAACAUCCUCUUUGAGCUUAUAUGGGAACAGUGGUUGUAUUGGUAAUUUAAGCAAAUCUCAGUCACUUCCAGAUUCUGAGCUGGAAGGAUCAUUAAGAAAGAAGUCUCAGUAUUCAUCUAUUGUAAAAGAAAGGCGAUGGCAAUCAGGUCUAGAAGCAAUGGAGAACAAUGUUAGCAUAUCUGUUUCUCUUGAGGGGAAUAUCUCGUCAAUUCCCAAUUCAAUAGUCAACGAUUCUAAAGUGUCAAUGGAAAAUGGGAUAGAUACAUCAUUCGUUAACCAUGCUGCUGAAGCAUGGGCUGAGAUGAGAAAGCAAUGGGUUGGGCAUCAGUCAGAAGUUCCCAAAAAGGCACCUCGAGAGCCAGUAAUAAGUUGGUGCACAACAUAUGAUCCCUUGUCGACAAGCGAGUGUUUUCCACAGCCAAUCCCACUAUCUGAGAUGGUUGAUUUUUUGGUCGAUAUAUGGCAUGAAGAAGGGCUCUACGAUUAGCUGAGUCUUUGGCUUUCAUUUCUCCUUGCUGUUAGAAAAUGUGGUCCCCUUCCUCCCCACAAAAGAUGUAAUCACCUGAAGAAGCAAAGGAACUACAGAUUAGCAGCCGGAUUAGUUUCAACAUUAGGAAUUGGAAACAGUUCAAUUGUAAAACGCACUACAGUGGGUUGGUAACUUGGUAUAGUUUCUGAAAUUUUGUCAUCAGCUUUCAGCUUUGUUUCUUAUUGCUGAAGAACGCGAUAACCUGUCAUACCGAAAUGAAUGGUUGUUUACAAGUUGAAAGGGGAAAGGACGUUGUAAUAUGAUCAUUGAUAUGUCAUUGACAAGUUGAUGUUUUGUCAA